This is a messenger RNA of Microthlaspi erraticum, 1224 nucleotides long. NCBI's taxonomy places the organism in Eukaryota, Viridiplantae, Streptophyta, Magnoliopsida, Brassicales, Brassicaceae. The record is from the annotation of a GenBank genome assembly.
AUGUAUUCUCUGAUACUCCAUGGAAAAAGAUCUGUUGAGUUGCAGAAAUGUUGUAACUUUAAGCUUCUGCAAACUGUAUACUCUGCUUUCUCCAAUUCCUUCUCCUCUGCUGCAGAUUUAAGCCCUCGAGAUGGUAGAAAGGGGAAGGCUUUCACAGUCUCUUACCUCGUUGAUUCAUUAGGUUUAACCACAAAGCUCGCAGCAUCAAUCUCCAGGAAAGUGAGCUUCGAGGGCAAAGGAAAUCCAGAUUCUGUUCUGAGUCUUCUUAGAAGCCAUGGAUUCAGAGAUUCUCAGAUCUCCGACAUCGUUACGGAUUAUCCACAAUUGCUUAUAGCAGAUGCUGAGAAAUCUCUUGCACCCAAGCUUCGGUUUUUGCAGUCGAGAGGAGCUUCAAGCUCUGAGCUCACUGAGGUUGUUUCCAAAGUUCCUAAAAUGUUGGGGAAGAAAGCUGGAAAAUCUAUCAGCAUGUACUAUGACUUCGUCAAAGAGGUUAUCAAAGCUGAUAAGAGCUCAAAGUUUGAAACUUUAUGUCAUUCAUCUCUGCCACAGGAUAGUGCAAUAGAGAACAAGAUCAGAAACGUAUUGGUUUUGAGAGAGUUAGGUGUUCCUCAGAAGGUCUUGUUCUCUAUGCUCAUCUCCAGUUUCCACACUAUAUGUGGGAAAGAGAGAUUCGAAGAUACCGUUAAGAAGGUUGUUGGGAUGGGAUUUGAUCCGAGCCAGAGUUUGUCCAAGUUUGUGCAAGCUCUACAUGCUGUUUACCAAUUGAGUGACAAAACAAUACAAGAGAAGGUCAGUGUCUAUAAAGGUUUAGGCUUUGUUGAGGGAGAGGUGUGGGCAAUGUUCAAGAAAUGGCCUUGCUUUCUGAGUUUCUCGGAGAUGAAUAUAGUGAACUCCAUGGAGACAUUUCUGGAGCUAGGAUUCAGUAGAGAUGAGUUCAGGAUGAUGGUCAAGCGUUUUCCUUCGUGCAUUGGGGUAUCUGCAGAGACGGUGAAGAGGAAGACUGAGUUUCUUGUGAAGGAGAUGGAUUGGUCGCUGAAUGUUGUGGCUUCUCACCCUCAGGUUUUUUCGUACAGCAUGGAGAAGAGGAUUGUGCCGAGGUGUAACGUUAUCGGAGCUCUCAUGUCAAAAGGAUUGCUUGGAAAGGGAAGUGAACUCCCUUCAGUGUCGACUGUUAUGUCCAAGACCAAUCAGACGUUCUUGAACCAGUAUGUGAUUAAGCAUUAG